This is a messenger RNA of Recurvomyces mirabilis, 1227 nucleotides long. It is a transcript of the gene RRG9, whose product is annotated as Required for respiratory growth protein 9 mitochondrial. Lineage: Eukaryota; Fungi; Ascomycota; Dothideomycetes; Mycosphaerellales; Teratosphaeriaceae. Gene Ontology annotation, cellular component: nucleus. The record is from RefSeq and is a predicted model, not a curated record. The transcript has a single exon. The coding region runs from base 1 to 1227 and encodes 408 amino acids.
AUGAGCAUACCGAUAGCUGGUCGCAUGGCCGGCAUCGACAUGUAUGCAGCAUUUCAUGCAUCACGAAAGAACAGAGCACAGGUCUUCUUCCAGCAAUGUCGACAAUUCGCCGCAUCGAAACGAUCACGUACAGCCACGCCCAGCCAUGCCACUACCGAUGCAUAUAUUCCACCCGAUAGUCUAGUCCACGAUGUGAACGCUUCCGGGUCUACGCCUCGCAACGAACAGCGGAAUGGGAGGCCUUAUCUGGAGCACAAGACAGCAAACACUACCACACAGACACCCAUCACGGUUGAGAGGACCUUAGAUGUUAAGGAUGGCGAAGCCGAUGCUGCUGCAACCAAUGCACAAGAUUCUGAUGGGAAGGACGACCAUGUGGUCGCUGGCAAGCACACCACCAAACCAGACAACCGUGUGCGGACUUCGAGGGAGACCAAAGCGGGCGCUACAUCGGACGACGUACCAAAGACAGCCCGGGAGCAAUCACGUCUAGCUCGCAAGAUGCGUAGAAUCCAAGCAGGCACGCAUAACAGAGACAGUCAACUACAUCUACAGCAGGAUCCUGGUCAGGUCGAAAGCGUGCUCGCGAAGCUGGACGAGCUCAAGACAUCAGAGCCGAGCGUGUGGGCAGGAUUCGAAAACAAUGCUACUCCGGUGCAAGCCCGGAAGCCUCUCAGGCCUUUGAGCGAAUUGCCUCUGGAACAAGAGACAGCAAAACCUACGAAGCUCGAGCCAAAGCCAAGGAGAGAACCCUGGCAGAUUCAAAAACGAGUCACUGAGCAGAAGUUUGGCGAGACAGGCUGGCAACCACGAAAGCGCUUAUCGCCCGAUACACUAGAAGGGAUACGUGCUCUUCACGCUUCGGACUCGGCCACUUACACGACAGAGAUGUUGUCAGCCCACUUCAAAAUCACACCGGAAGCUAUACGUCGGAUCUUGAAGUCAAAAUGGCAGCCCAACGACGAAGAGUCCGAGGAUCGCAGGGCGAGGUGGGAGAGGAGGGGAGCGAAGAAGUGGCAGAGUAUGGCUGAGCAGGGGAUGAGGGCGCCUGCUAAGUGGAGGGCUAUGGGUGUGGGUGGGGAGGAGGGAUUGAAGGAGGAGAGGCUGCCAAGACGGAGAAAAAGCAAGGGCGAAGACGGGUUGAGUUGGGAUGAUGUUGUUGGUGGAUUGCCAGAGCAUGUCGAGGAGAGGAGCAGGAAUGACUCGUUGGCUGAUAGGUUGUUGUGA